Coregonus sp. 'balchen' is the source of this 11620-nucleotide messenger RNA. The record is from the annotation of a GenBank genome assembly. NCBI's taxonomy places the organism in Eukaryota, Metazoa, Chordata, Actinopteri, Salmoniformes, Salmonidae.
GAGAAGACCUCAGAGCCCCCGAGUCAGAUACCCUCGCAACCAGAGAAGCAACCUCUUCCACCGAAAGGAAAGCCUCCUCAGAUCAUGAUAGAGACAAAUCCGUUAGUGAGCAGCAAAUUGCCUGCGAUGACAAAGCUUCCGGUCCUACCUGGGGUUGCCUUUACAUUUUUUAGAGCCAGCCUGGGUAAAAAGGUAAGCAGAACAUACAUUUAACAGGAUACAGUAUAGCAUUUAAAAAAAGAACAAGCAUACAGUAGAAUGGAAGAAGGGUCCAGUAGAAUGGAAGAAGGGUCCAGUAGAAUGGAAGAAGGGUCCAGUAGAAUGGUGCAGUAGAAUGGAAGAAGGGUCCAGUAGAAUGGAAGAAAUUAAGAAGGGUCCAGUAGAAUGGUGCAGUAGCAUGGAAGAAGGGUCCAGUAGAAUGGUGCAGUAGAAUGGAAGAAGGGUCCAGUAGAAUGGUACAGUAGAAUGGAAGAAGGGUCCAGUAGAAUGGAAGAAGGGUCCAGUACAAUGGUACAGUAGAAUGGAAGAAGGGUCCAGUACAAUGGUACAGUAGAAUGGAAGAAGGGUCCAGUAGAAUGGUGCAGUAGAAUGGAAGAAGGGUCCAGUAGAAUGGUACAGUCGAAUGGAAGAAGGGUCCAGUAGAAUGGUGCAGUAGAAUGAAAGAAGGGUCCAGUAGAAUGGUGCAGUAGAAUGAAAGAAGGGUCCAGUAGAAUGGUGCAGUAGAAUGGAAGAAGGGUCCAGUAGAAUGGUGCAGUAGAAUGGACGAAGGGUCCAGUAGAAUGGAAGAAGGGUCCAGUAGAAUGGAAGACGGGUCCAGUAGAAUGGUGCAGUAGAAUGGAAGAAGGGUCCAGUAGAAUGGUACAGUAGAAUGGAAGAAGGGUCCAGUCUAAUGGUGCAGUAGGAUGGAAGAAGGGUCCAGUAGAAUGGAAGAAGGGUCCAGUAGAAUGGUGCAGUAGAAUGGAAGAAGGCUCCAGUCUAAUGGUGCAGUAGAAUGGAAGAAGGGUCCAGUCUAAUGGUGCAGUAGGAUGGAAGAAGGGUCCAGUAGAAUGGUGCAGUAGGAUGGAAGAAGGGUCCAGUAGAAUGGUGCAGUAGAAUGGAAGAAGGGUCCAGUAGAAUGGUGCAGUAGAAUGGAAGAAGGGUCCAGUAGAAUGGUGCAGUAGAAUGGAAGAAGGGUCCAGUACAAUGGUGCAGUAGUAUGGAAGAAGGGUCCAGUACAAUGGUACAGUAGAAUGGAAGAAGGGUCCAGUACAAUGGUACAGUAGAAUGGAAGAAGGGUCCAGUACAAUGGUACAGUGGAAUGGAAGAAGGGUCCAGUAGAAUGGUGCAGUAGAAUGGAAGAAGGGUCCAGUAGAAUGGUACAGUAGAAUGGAAGAAGGGUCCAGUAGAAUGGAAGAAGGGUCCAGUACAAUGGUACAGUAGAAUGGAAGAAGGGUCCAGUAGAAUGGUACAGUAGAAUGGAAGAAGGGUCCAGUAGAAUGGUGCAGUAGAAUGGAAGAAGGGUCCAGUAGAAUGGUGCAGUAGAAUGGAUGAAGGGUCCAGUAGAAUGGAAGAAGGGUCCAGUAGAAUGGAAGACGGGUCCAGUAGAAUGGUGCAGUAGGAUGGAAGAAGGAUCCAGUCUAAUGGUGCAGUAGAAUGGAAGAAGGGUCCAGUAUAAUGGUGCAGUAGAAUGGAAGAAGGGUCCAGUACAAUGGUGCAGUAGAAUGGAAGAAGGGUCCAGUAGAAUGGUGCAGUAGAAUGGAAGAAGGGUCCAGUAGAAUGGAAGAAGGGUCCAGUAGAAUGGUGCAGUAGAAUGGAAGAAGGGUCCAGUACAAUGGUACAGUAGAAUGGAAGAAGGGUCCAGUAGAAUGGUGCAGUAGAAUGGAAGAAGGGUCCAGUAGAAUGGAAGAAGGGUCCAGUAGAAUGGUGCAGUAGAAUGGAAGAAGGGUCCAGUAGAAUGGUGCAGUAGAAUGGAAGAAGGGUCCAGUAGAAUGGUGCAGUAGAAUGGAAGAAGGGUCCAGUAGAAUGGUACAGUAGAAUGGGAGAAGGGUCCAGUAGAAUGGAAGAAGGGUCCAGUAGAAUGGAAGAAGGGUCCAUUAGAAUGGUACGGUAGAAUGGAAGAAGGGUCCAGUAGAAUGGUACAGUAGAUUGGAAGAAGGGUCCAGUAGAAUGGUGCAGUAGGAUGGAAGAAGGGUCCAGUAGAAUGGUGCAGUAGAAUGGAAGAAGGGUCCAGUAGAUUGGUGCAGUAGAAUGGAAGAAGGGUCCAGUAUAAUGGUGCAGUAGAAUGGAAGAAGGGUCCAGUACAAUGGUGCAGUAGAAUGGAAGAAGGGUGCAGUACAAUGGUACAGUAGAAUGGAAGAAGGGUACAGUACAAUGGUACAGUAGAAUGGAAGAAGGGUCCAGUAGAAUGGUGCAGUAGAAUGGAAGAAGGGUCCAGUAGAAUGGAAGAAGGGUCCAGUAGAAUGGUGCAGUAGAAUGGAAGAAGGGUCCAGUAGAAUGGAAGAAGGGUCCAGUAGAAUGGAAGAAGGGUGCAGUAGCAUGGAAGAAGGGUCCAGUAGAAUGGAAGAAGGGUCCAGUAGAAUGGUACAGUAGAAUGGAAGAAGGGUCCAGUAGAAUGGUGCAGUAGAAUGGAAGAAGGGUCCAGUAGAAUGGUACAGUAGAAUGGAAGAAGGGUCCAGUAGAAUGGAAGAAGGGUCCAGGAGAGUGGUGCAGUAGAAUGGAAGAAGGGUCCAGUAGAAUGGUGCAGCAGAAUGGAAGAAGGGUCCAGUAGAAUGGUGCAGUAGAAUGGAAGAAGGGUCCAGUACAAUGGUACAGUGGAAUGGAAGAAGGGUCCAGUAGAAUGGAAGAAGGGUCCAGUAGAAUGGUGCAGUAGAAUGGAAGAAGGGUCCAGUAGAAUGGUACAGUAGAAUGGAAGAAGGGUCCAGUAGAAUGGUGCAGUAGAAUGGAAGAAGGGUCCAGUACAAUGGUACAGUAGAAUGGAAGAAGGGUCCAGUAGAACAGUGCAGUAGAAUGGAAGAAGGGUCCAGUGGAAUGGUGCAGUAGAAUGGAAGAAGGGUCCAGUAGAACGGAAGACGGGUCCAGUAGAAUGGAAGAUGGGUCCAGUAGAAUGGUGCAGUAGCAUGGAAGAACGGUCCAGUAGAAUGGAAGAAGGGUCCAAUAGAAUGGAAGAAGGGUCCAGUAGAAUGGUACAGUAGAAAUGAAGAAGGGUCCAGUCUAAUGGUGCAGUAGAAUGGAAGAAGGGUCCAGUAGAAUGGAAGAAGGGUCCAGUAGAAUGGUGCAGUAGAAUGGAAGAAGGGUCCAGUAGAAUGGUACAGUAGAAAUGAAGAAGGGUCCAGUCUAAUGGUGCAGUAGAAUGGAAGAAGGGUCCAGUAGAAUGGAAGAAGGGUCCAGUAGAAUGGAAGUAGGGUCCAGUAGAAUGGUGUAGUGGAAUGUUUAUUUUUGAACCAUUGUUAUCUUGAUUCCUUCAGUUGUAUCAGCCUACAUCUGAUUUCAACCUCAGUGACCCAAACUGUCACAUUAUGAGGCCGACAUACAACAGUUUGCAUGACCCAAACCUCAAUGAAUACUACCAUCAGAAGGAAAUGCAUGACAAGCUUAAGAAGCGAAACUUCAUCACUAAAGAAGACAAUGUAAGUUUUAAGUUAAUAUUGUUGUUUCUGAACAGUGUAGUUGAAGACUGUAAACUUUACUGAUAGUUAACUCCAGGAAAUAGUAUUAUAGCAGGAUACAUUUUGAUUCUCUCUCUCUUCUCAAGGUUGUAUGCUCAUUAAAGGAGUAUAACACAUACAAACAUUACCUAGAUACGGUCAAGACUGACCAUCACAAAACCUACAGCAAAAAUAUGGUAUGUGGGCAGUAUGACUGUGUUUUUAAAUGUGAAUUUCUGUGAAGGUCACACGUUGAGAUCACACAUUAUUUUCACGAGGAAAUGUGAAAUGAUCACUCAUCACUCUAAAAGCAAUGUUAAUGUAACAUGUAUUUAAUCAAGUAGAUAAGUGUUUAAAAUGUACAAAAAUGUUAUUUAUCCUAUUUAAGAAGGAACAGAUGCUGAGAAUGGUUCAGUUGCAAGAGGAAGGCCAUAUCCCUAAGGAUGUUACCCUGGAAGCUAUUAGAGAGUACUUACUGAAAGAAGGAGCUCAGAACCUGAAGCAUCUGCAGUCAACCAUUGGUUCCAGGUAGGCAAGAAGUGCAUGAGGUAAUAACGUAGAGUUAUAUAGGCUCACUCUGUGUUGGCAAUGUCAUGACUCAUCUGUUUAAUGUAUUGAUAGGGACAGGGGACAGAAAUAUGCCCUGCAAACUGCAUGUAAAUGUAAAGAGGAUUGGGUUUUUAAGGAGCGAUCCAGGCUGAAACUCAUUGAAAAGGAUGUGAGGCACGACAUCAACAAGGCCAAGUAUCUGAAAGAGGCCAAAGAAAAGCGCAUCAGAAAGGUACAAAUGUCACACUUUCAUCAUACUUCACAAAACUACCAACAAUUAUUUUCAAGUUUGAAUAAUUCAGAAAAUUAAGAAAUAAUUUUACCUCAACAUUUGUGGGUGCUAAGUUACUAUUUUUGCUAUUUUGGGAUUCUAUAUUAUGUUCUUCACAGAAAAUUAGCAUAAUUGAACAAAAACAGGCUAUUCAGUUGAGGAAAAUGGAAGAGGAAUUGAAAAACCUCCAGGAUUUUGAGAAGUUGAGAGAGGCCACUAUCAAACCAAAUAAGCUGCUGGAAGAAAUAUUUGAAAAUACAGGUAAGAUUUCAUUUGAAUUCAUCACACAGUUAAGCAAUGUUUAAAUGACUAUGCCAAAUGCAGCAUACAAGGAGCAGUUGAAUGUGUUGUGCUGUAUAUCAUUUUGUAUUUUUUUCUGAAUUAUAGCUUCUGCUCAGCCUGCUCUCCCACCUGCUCACUCCAAAACUGUAAAGAAAACAGUUUAUUUGUCAGGUAAGUACAUUUCCUUACUAAAGAACCAUCAUUUCAUUAUGAAAGAUCUUUCGGAGUAUUGUUUGUUCAUAGACAGUGAAUGCUAUAUUAAAUCCAAUGUAAUAUUUUGUGUGUGUUAGUAACAGGGAAAUCUAAGGAAAAGCCAGCCAUGCUACAGAGGAGACCAAGCCUUGCACCACUCCAGAGGAGACCAUGCCUGGAUGGUCUGGCACCGCUGAAGGGUUUCCAAGAACCUGUUUUGAGGAUCUUCAAAGCUAUCGAGGGACAAAGCAUCCCAGACAGAGCUCAGCUGAAAUCUGUGAUCCUCGACCACUUGGGCUCCAAGCUUGUCAGGAAGCAGCUGGCGGAGUCGAUCAGGGAUGAGGUCAAACUGACGAUUCCAGGGUCUACGCCAGUGGCACAAAGGGCUCUGAGUGCCAGAAUCGCUUACGACGUGUUGAAGUGCGUCUCUCGAGCGGCCAAUCCUAGCAAUGAACCUGCCUGCAGACUCCGUGGGGGAAACCCAAUCAAACCCAACGCUAAAGCAGAUGAUCCAGAACCAGAGGAGCAGAUGGCCAACGGAGAAGACAUAAACACAUAUGUGACAAUGUUGAUCACUGACGUUCUGGAGGAAGUCCAGGAGCAGGUUAUCGUAAUGAUCCGAAAAGACUCCCCUACCCAAUUCAGAGUUGUCUCUGCAAAGGCCAGCCAAACAGCCAUUGAUGUGGUAAGCAAUGUUUUGGAAGACAUUAGAGACUUAUUAAAUGAGGAAAACAUUGAAGAGCUUGCACUAGAAAGUGAUGCUGAAGAAGGCACCUCAGGGCUUUCAGACAGCCAGCCACCUGCAAUGACUGCAUUAAAAAAGGCAGACCCCGAGAACCGCCCAGAUUCCUGUACAAAACUAGAAGGUGUCGCCUGUGACCUUAUUAGCACUGCAUAUGACAGCCUCCUAUUCGAGCUGGCUUUUCCUGAGCUUCAGGGUGAAAGAGAUGAACAACCAAGUACCUCAAGGGCUAUCAGAAGUAACAUACAAAUCUCUUUUGUAGAAAAAGCUCCUUCCCUGACUCUGGAAAUACUUCCCACGGAGCCAGUGAUCUCAUCUUUCUCCAACUCUCCCAGUUAUGGAAUGGUGUUUUCGUCUGACACUUCAGAGGUUGCAGAAAACAACAGUAAGACAAGCAUACCAGAGGCCUCUGCAGUUGCAUCAACCUCGUCCCAGGAGACGUAUACCACAACCACUGUGGAAUGCAAAGAAGAAAGAAUAGAGAAUGGUAACACCAUUGACACAGACAACGCCCUUUCUGUCCCCUCAGUCAAUACUGAAGAAGUUGUUUCAAGGCCUAUUCUCAUACACAAGGUGAAGAAAGAAAAUGCAGCCACCAGAAGCGGUUCUCUUCCUAACCUGUAUGGACUUGUUGUGGAUGCAGUUAUGGACCACUUCAGCAAAGAACCCUUCAGAGACAGACUGGCCCAAUCAGUGAAGAAUGAGGUGAGACGCACCCUUUCUAUGCCUGAAUUUGGAUUGUUAAACCUUGAAAUUGAUAAUUACUUUGAGAGGAAAAUACUAGAGGAUAUGCUGAAGGAAGUAUCCCGAAAGUGCGGAGGACAAAGCUCUAGCACCGUGGCUGAAAACGCUACAGAUGAAGAAGAGUUCUCCAGACUAGAAUCUGCUGCAGCACAACUGAUACAGAAAGUUAUCCAGGAGGUCAAGACAAAGUUUGUCGUCAAGAUCAGGAAGGGUUCUCCCAAGAGAUGUCUAUCCCCAAAAGUAAGCCAAUAUAUUAAUAUGUUGUAUGUACUGUGAAAUGUAUGCAACAUUUUGUAUGUGCUGUGUGAUGCUAUGACACUUUUCCUACAAGGGAAGUCAUGUACACUGAGUAUAAUAAACAUUAGGAACACCUCCAAUGCUUCCCACGGUUGUCAAGUUGGCUGGAUGUCCAUUGGGUGGUGGACUAUUCUUGAUACACAUGGGAAACUGUUGAGCGUGAAAAACCCAGCAGCGUUGCAGUUCUUUACACAAACCGGUGUGCCUGGCACCUAGUACCAUACCCCAUUCAAAGGCAAUUAAAUGUUUUGUCUUGCCCAUUCACCCUCUAAAUGGCACACACAUACAAUCCAUGUCUCAAUUGUCUCAAGGCUUAAAAAUAGUUAUUUAACAUGUCUCCUCCCCUUCAUCUACACUGAUUAAAGUGGAUUUAACAGGUGACAUCAAUAAGGGAUCAUAGCUUUCACCUGGAUUCACCUGGUCAGUCUGUCUUAAUAUUUUCUAUACUCAGUGUGUAUUUGUAUUGAUGUUGAUGUAUUUAUCUGUGUUGAUGGUGAUCUGAUUGAUUGUUGAUGUACACUGCUCAAAGAAAUAAAGGGAACACUUAAACAACACAAUGUAACUCCAAGUCAAUCACUCUUCUGUGAAAUCAAACUGUCCACUUAGGAAGCAACACUGAUUGACAAUACAUUUCACAUGCUGUUGUGCAAAUGGAAUAGACAACAGGUGGAAAUUAUAGCCAAUUAGAAAGACACCCCCAAUAAAGGACUGGUUUUGCAGGUGGUGACCACAGACCACUUCUCAGUUCCUAUGCUUCCUGGCUGAUGUUUUGGUCACUUUUGAAUGCUGGCGGUGCUUUCACUCUAGUGGUAGCAUGAGACGGAGUCUACAACCCACACAAGUGGCUCAGGUAGUGCAGCUCAUCCAGGAUGGCACAUCAAUGCGAGCUGUGGCAAGAAGGUUUGCUGUGUCUGUCAACGUAGUGUCCAGAGCAUGGAGGCGCUACCAGGAGACAGGCCAGUACAUCAGGAGACGUGGAGGAGGCCGUAGGAGGGCAACAACCAAGCAGCAGGACUGCUACCUCCGCCUUUGUGCAAGGAGGAGUAGGAGGAGCACUGCCAGAGCCCUGCAAAAUGACCUCCAGCAGGCCACAAAUGUGCAUGUGUCUGCUCAAACGGUCAGAAACAGACUCCAUGAGGGUGGUAUGAGGGCUCUUCACAGAUGAAAGCAGGUUCACACUGAGCACAUGUGACAGACGUGACAGAGUCUGGAGACGCCGUGGAGAACGUUCUGCUGCCUGCAACAUUCUCCAGCAUGACCGGUUUGGCAGUGGGUCAGUCAUGGUGUGGGGUGGCAUUUCUUUGGGGGGCUGCACAGCCCUCCAUGUGCUCGCCAGAGGUAGCCUGACUGCCAUUAGGUACCGAGAUGAGAUCCUCAGACCCCUUGUGAGACCAUAUGCUGGUUGCGGUUGGCCCUGGGUUCCUCCUAAUGCAAGACAAUGCUAGACCUCAUGUGGCUGGAGUGUGUCAGCAGUUCCUGCAAGAGGAAGGCAUUGAUGCUAUGGACCGCCCGUUCCCCAGACCUGAAUCCAAUUGAGCACAUCUGGGACAUCAUGUCUCGCUCCAUCCACCAACGCCACGUUGCACCACAGACUGUCCAGGAGUUGGCGGAUGCUUUAGUCCAGGUCUGGGAGGAGAUCCCUCAGGAGACCAUCCGCCACCUCAUCAGGAGCAUGCCCAGGCGUUGUAGGGAGGUCAUACAGGCACGUGGAGGCCACACACACUACUGAGCCUCAUUUUGACUUGUUUUAAGGACAUUACAUCAAAGUUGGAUCAGCCUGUAGUGUGGUUUUCCACUUUAAUUUUGAGGGUGACUCCAAAUCCAGACCUCCAUGGGUUGAUAAAUUUGAUUUCCAUUGAUAAUUUUUGUGUGAUUUUGUUGUCAGCACAUUCAACUAUGUAAAGAAAAAAGUAUUUAAUAAGAUUAUUGCAUUCAUUCAGAUCUAGGAUGUUAUUUUAGUGUUGCCUUUAUUUUUUUGAGCAGUGUAUUUGGAUUGUUGAUGUGGAUGCUUCUAUGUUCAACACCAAGAUACAUUUCUAGUGUCAUUAGUUCAGUGGUGGAAAAAGUACCCAAUUGUCAUUCUUGAGUAAAAGAAAAGAUACCUUUUUUAAUAGAAAAUGACUCAAGUAAAUGUGAAAGUCAUCCAGUAAAAUACUACUUAAGUAAGUAAAAGUCUAAAAGUAUUUGGUUUUAAAUAUACCUAAGUAUCAAAAGUAAAAGUAGAAAUCAUUUCAAAUUCUUUAUAUUAAGCAAACCAGAUGGCACCAUUUUUUUGUUAUUUUAAUUUACGGAUAGCCAGGAGAACACUCCAACACUCAGACAUAAUUUACAAAUGAAUCGUGUGUUUAGUGAGUCCGCCAGAUCAUAGGCAGUAGGGAUGACAAGGAAUGUUCUCUUGAUAAGUGCGUGAAUUGGACAAUUUUCCUGUCCUGCUAAGCAUUCAAAAUGGAACGAGUACUUUUGGGUGUCCGGGACAAUGUAUGGAGUAAAAAGUACAUUAUUUUCAUUAGAAAUGUAGUGAAGUAAAAGUUAGUAAAGUACAGAUACUCAAAAAAGCUACUUAGGUAAAAAUACUUUAAAGUACUACUUAAGUACUUUACACCACUGCAUUUGUUACAUGGCGAUAAAGUAUUCUGAUUCUAUCUCCAAAGGCAAGCAGAACAGCCAUCAAUGCUGUGAGCAGUCUUCUGGGUGACAUGGAGACAACUGUGAUGGCCAGUGUUCCACGGUCUCAUACUACUUCCAGAGCAGGUAUGGAAGGAAUGCUCUCUGAGGCAUCAGGCGAGCACCCAGCGAAAUCAAUGGCCUCUGCAAAAGUUGAGUUGAUUGCUGAUGAUUUAGUGGAAGAUGUCAUUGAUAUGUGCAGUGAAAUGAUUUUAGACGGCCAGCCACUAGGCCUACUACAUGAUGAUCCUGAAGAAGGUCCAUCAAAUGUUGUUGUUCCUGGACCAAUUCAGAGCAGCCUAUCUGGAUCUGAUGAAUGCCACACAAAAUCACAGGUCCCUGCAGUAAAGAUUGAAGACCAUGAGGUAAAGACAAUUUUGAUCCAAGAGCCAACGCUCAUAUCUCCAGGUGAGAAGAAUACUGAUGAGAAAAGAGUCAUUAGAGUAAGUUAUGUAUUUGACUCAUCCCCUAGAAGGAAAGCUCACCAGGCCACCAGAAGGACCACUUUCCCUAACCUCUAUGUCACCCUUGUGGAUGGAGUUCUGGACCAAAUUAGCACAGAGCCUUUCAAAGAAAUCCUGGCCCAAUCUGUGAGGAAUGAGGUAAGACGUUCUGUCUCUUUGCCUCAAUUUGGAUCGGUGAACCUCGAAAGCAAGGAUUGCUCAGAGAGAGAAAUUAUUGAGGAUAUGUUGAAGAGUGUAUCCAGAAAACUCAGUAAAGACCAGGCCUGUCAGCCGACCAAGAAAGCCAGUGAGCCCAUGAAUGCCAAUGUAAAUGCCAUUUCACCUACCCCCAAACUACAGUCUACUGCCAAAGACCUAAUCAUCAAUGUUCUGGAGCAUGUCAAGACUAAAAUAAUCGAUAUCAUUAGACAAGAUUCUCCCAACAGGGCGAUUUCCCCCAAGGCAAGCCAGACUGCCAUCAAUGCUGUCAGCAACAUUUUGGGUGCUAUGGGAACCUCUCUCAUGGCAAGCAACAAAUCGUUUUUUCCUGAUGUGGCUGGACUCCAGCCUGACCUAGAUGAUGUACAAUCUUACUCAACUGAAGCUUUUGAGGGAUAUCCAGGGAUCUGGAUGUCAUCCCCAAAGAUGGAAUAUAUUGCCUCAGGCCUCAUGGACACUAUCUGUGAGGACCUACUGGAUGAGGAUGGUUUCCUCAGAUGGAGCGCUGGUGCAAGAUCCUCACAGCAAGACCUUGAUCUUCAGAAGGUAAUUACUUCAAAACCAGCAUCCCCAGUCAAUUCCAUGCCUGUCAAAAGAUGCCUGUCAAUGUCCUACCUUGAUGCUUUGAAGAAUCCUGAAGACACUGACAAUGCUACUCACCACAGUAGAAGCCUUGAUUCUCUCUCCGUAAUUGGUGUGCCUACUUCAACCUUAGAGGAAGUUUCAUAUGGCACAGAAUUGAAACUGACUCAGUCGCGAAAGGAUGUCUCUGCAUCAUCCUCACUUUAUGCCAUGAGCAACUGUUGGAGCGCAUUGGAGUAUACCUCCAGUGUGUCUGAUAUCCCAAUUUACGAAGAGGCCGAAAGGAUUUCCUCCACAGACGAAGAAGACGGUGUGUCCAAAUCCCCAGUACCAAUCCUCCUGACCUCUUCCAAAUCAGUCUUCAAUGUCUCUAGCCUCGUCCCUACUCCUCCAGAGGUAAAGCCGAAGGUGAGGCUGCCAUGGCGCCCAGUGCUUUGCCUUAAGAAGGUUCCACAGCAGCCCCCCAACAAGAUGCACAUUUACACAGUUUACAGGGAUCCUUUUCAUUUCCCCCCUGAGACAAUGCGAUCGACCAGUCCAUCGUCAUCCGAGGGAGGCUCCUCAACUCCAGAGUCCCAGAGGCCAAGGUAAGACUGUCUUUCUCAUAGUCCUAAUCUGAAAAGCUUUUUAGCACCUAGCCCCACUGUUGAUAUUUUAACUGCCUUGAUUCUAAAUGUUUUUAUUUUGGUAUUUUAAGUAGAGUUUUGAGAACUCUGUUAUGAAAAGCGCUGUACAAAUUAAAUGCAUUUUUUAUUUUUUAUUAAGAGUGGUCGACAGCUCAGACAAGGAGUCCAUCUUUAAGAUAGACUCGUCCGAAAGACUCGUCGCAGAGAUAAUGCUGUCUGUUCGUGAGGAUGUUGUUGAGGCAAAGCGGAGCGAAUUAGCCGGACAUUUGGCUGCGCUGUCGUCUGACAAUGAGAUGCCCAGCACUUUGGCUCAGAUUCGGAGGACACCCCGUGCCGAUUCACCAACUGCCUCCAACACCUCUCCUCACAGCAAGAGUGAUAACUGA